AAGCUAAAACCUCUUUUGCCCUUACAGACACCAGAACCAAUAUUGGUUACCAAAAAGAAGGAGAAUUCUGAAGAUCCAGUUCCAAAAAUAUCCCACUGGAUUGCUUUCUCAUUAAUUUUAAAUUGACUUUUCCCUUGAGCAGAAAGAUAAAUGAGGAGUCACAUUCUCCUGCAGGAAAAAAGGAACUAACUGACACAGUCUGUGUUGAACCUUGAUCUGAGUUCCACUGGGGAAGGCGACUGCCUGCCUCCUUGGAAGGGAAGAGGCACACUCCCGGGAUUUCCUGGGUUCCCUUCCUAGGACUUGGAGGCCAGCUCACUGGUAGAAGAACAGAAGGAAGGCAAGUUGGGAACUCCUUCAUGGAAAAUGGGAUAUGCUAUGCUGGCUGUGCUGAGAUGACUCAAGAUAAAGUGGUCCAAAUGGGACUGGCCAAACAUAAAGCACCAGUGUUCAUUGAGAUUAAACCCGGGGCUGACACUGUUGGAGUCCAUCAAUAUCCCAUGCCGCUUACAGCUUGGGAAGGAAUAACUCCUCACAUUAGAAAUUUAUUGAGACAGGGAUAUUAAGGUGGUGCCAGUCAGCCUGGAAUACUUCCUUGUUACCUGUGAAGAAACCUAAUUCAAAUGACUAUAUACCAGUUCAAGACCUUUGAGAGGUAAAUAAGAGGGUAAUUGACAUCCACCCUACAGUGCCUAAUCCUUAUACUCUCUUGAGUUCAUUACCUGUCUCCCGCCAAUGGUAUACAGUAUUGGAUUUGAAAAAUGCUUUUUUUAAGCCUUCCUUUAGCCCCUAAAAGCCAAGCCAUAUUUGCUUUUGAAUGGCUGGACCCAGAUGAAGAGAUUAAUGAACAAUUGACUUGGACUAGACUGCCUCAAGGAUUUAAGAACUCACCACCAUCUUCAUUGAGGCCCUACAUGAAGACCUGGGUGAGUACCACCAACAAAAUCCUCAUUUAACUCUGCUCCAGUAUGUAGACAAUCCUCUUAGUGCAGCAGAAAUAGAGGAAGCUUGUCUGGGAGGAAUGAAAGAACUGUUGAAAACCUAAAGGGAUCUUGGAUAUCGAGCAUCAGCUAAAAAGGCUCAAAUAUGCCAGCUCGAGGUAAUCUACCUGGGCUACAAGCUAAAAGCAGGACAGAGGUGGCUAUCAGAAGCCUGGAAAGAGACAAUACUCAGAAUCCCUCCUCCAGAUUCUCCUCACAAGGUAAGAGAAUUCCUGGGGUUGACUGGAUUCUGUCAUUUGUGGAUACCAGGAUUUGCAGAAUUGGCCAAUCCCUUGUAUGUGGUGACUAAUGACCAAUAGGCCUUCCAAUGGAUUGAGACUUUACAAGAGUCUUUUGAAAAAAUCAAGGCCGCAUUGUUGGGCAUACCUGCACUGGGCCUGCCAGAUGUAAUCAAGCCCUUCCACCUGUAUGUGGAUGAGAACAAAAGAAUAGCUAAGGGAGUUCUGACUCAGUACCUAAGCCCAUGGUGAAGGCCAAUAGCCUACCUGUCAAAAAAAAAAACAAAAAAAAAACCGACCUGGUGGCAUCCGCAUGGCCACCCUGUUUGCAAAUGAUUGCAGCAGUAGCACAAAUGAUCAAAGAUGCAGAUAAACUCUACAUGGGGCAGCAAAUGUAUGUGGUCACCCCUCAUGCCAUUGAAGAAAUAAUAAAGCAGCCUCCAGAUUGAUGGCUAACCAAUGCCUGGUUAACCCAUUACCAAGGCCGCCUCAAUUGUGCCAGAGUUAUUUUUCAGCCUCCAACUGCCUUGAACCCCACCUCCCUGCUGUCCGAUCCAGACAUGGAUACUCCACUCCAUGACUGCAGAGACAUACUGGCCCAGGUACACGACAUCCAGGCAAAUUUGAGAGACCAACCAUGGCCAGAUGCAGAAUUGACUUGGUACACCUAUGAAAGUAGCUUUAUGCAUGGUGAACACAGGUAUGCAGGGUCGAUGGUGGUGUCGGAGACUGAGAUAAUCUGGGCUGAGCCCCUCCCUGCCGGGACCUCAGCACAAUGGGCAGAACUUACAGCCCUAACCCAGGCUUUGACUUUGGGAAAAGGAAGAGAACUAAACGUUAACACAGAUAUGCCUUUGCCACUGCCCAUGUCCAUUGGGCCAUAUACCAGGAAAGGGGGCUAUUGGCUGCAAAAGGAAAGACUAUAAAAAAAUAAAGAAGAAACCUUGGCUGUUAAAGGCCCUAUGGUUACUUAAGAAACUUGCUAUAAUCCACUGCCCAGGCCAUCAAAAAAGGUGAUACGUCCACAGCCAGGGGCAACAAUCUAGCAGAUCGAGUGGCCAAGGAGGCAGCCCUCCACAUCCCCGAGAUUUUGGCCCUACAACUUCCUAACCCAGGAACCCUAGCUCUCCCUGAGAAGGAGAAUAUUCUAACUCAGAUAUGAUGUGGGUCAAGCAGUUGCCCACAGCUCAACUGGUUAAGGGAUGGAAAUUAGAUGAUGAAACUGUUCUCCUGCCUAAGAAGCUGGGGGACACUUGCUUUUGAAUCUUCACUGAUCCAUCCACAUGAGAGAGAGAGAGAAAAAUGCAAGAACUGAUCCAGUGGCCCCAAGUCAAAAUAAGGAAUAUUUCCACUAAGGUCAAAUAACUCUCCUCAUCCUGCAGAGUCUGCAAAAUGACCAAUGAGAUGCAUGCCAAAGGCAACCUGGGCCACCGCCUGAGAGGAAACAGACCUAGAACCUACUGGGAGAUAGAUUUUACAGAGGUAUAACCUGGGAGAUAUGGUUAAAGCGACUGAUAGAAGACAUCCUCCCUAGUUUUUCAGGUUCUCCAUAUGCUAUCGUGGAAGUGACUGAAAAAUCAUCACGACAGCCAAACAAAGGUGUGAGCAAGUGAAGUGCACUUUUUCUAUAAACAUGAAAAUCUUCACCCAGAGGUGACUGACCUUACCUUGUCCUUAGAGGUCUGUUCUCUAAAAGCAAGCUCCUGGGUUCUUUCUUCUGGCUCUGUGGGAUGAGCAGGAACAGGUCACUGAAAAGCUGACAUGCUGUGGCCACGGAUAGCAUUCCUUUGAUCAAUGAAGCUUACAGGGAAACUGCAAGCCUGAAAUAAAUGUAAAGACUACUUUGAUCAAGGAGACUCUCUGGACUGCUGUGGGAGAAUAUAAGCAUAUGAUGGAGAAGACACGCAUCCAUAGGAUACUCACGUUGUUUCCAAAUGCCAUAGUUCGCAAAUUAUUGUUCAUGCUGAUAUUUAUUUUAGUUUUCUGGCUCAUUUACUUGACUUCAAAAGACCACCCAAAGUUCAUGUUCCACUUGAGAAACUCCAUCACCCUGAAAUCAUGGAGCCUCUUCGAAAAAUUUCCACACUCUGAAACGUUUCAGAACUCAACAGUUUCACCAACAGAAAUUGAACUGACAAUCAGGGAGAUCCUGGAGAAAAUGGAUCAGCUGAUCCCAGCCAGACCCUUUACCCAUUUGAAUGCCACCAGUAGUGCUGCACACAGCGUGGCCACCAUCCUCAACCCUCAAGACACAUACUGCAGUGGGGACCAGCUGGAUGUCUUUCUGGAGGUGAGGGAUCACCUGGGACACAGGAAGGAAUAUGGUGGGGACUUCCUGAGAGCCAGGAUGUCCUCCCCAUCCCUGAAGGCUGGUGCAUCAGGAAAGGUGACAGACUUCAACAAUGGCACCUACCUUGUCAGCUUCAUUCUGUUCUGGGAGGGCCAGGUCUCCCUGUCUGUCCUGCUCAUGCACCCCAGUGAAGGGGCAUCAGCUCUCUGGAGGGCAAGGAACCAAGGCUAUGACAGGGUGAUCUUCAUGGGCCGGUUUUUAAAUGGCACUUCCCAAGUCCUCUCUGAAUGUGGCCUGACGCUCAACUCAAGUGCUAAGCUGUGCCAAUACCUGGAUGCUCGAGACCAAGAAGCCUUCUACUGUGUGAAGCCUCCACACAUUCCCUGUGAGGCUCUGACCCACAUGAGCACGAGAAACAGAGGCAUUUCCUAUCUUAGCAAGGAAGAAUGGAGACUUCUCCAAAGGUCCAACACAGGGAUUGAAAUGUUGAAGAACUUUGCCUCCAUCAAAGUUUUACCAUGUAACAAGAGUGCGAAUACAGAAAAGAAAUGCCAGGUGGGAAUGAAGACCCCUUUCCCCAGUGGUUAUACUUUGAAAGGAAGUUGGAUAACAACAUUUUGCAAACAAACCAAGUUCAAUACAGCAAAAAGUAUAAGCGACUGUUUGCAAAGAAAACUUGUUUACCUCAUGGGAGAUUCAACACUACGCCAGUGGAUUUACUAUUUAAAAGAUUUUGUGAGAACCUUAAAAUAUUUUGAUCAUCAUGGAACUGGGCUUUUUAAAACACAUAUUCUUCUGGAUAUUGAAAGACACAUUUUGAUUCAGUGGAGAAAACAUAGUCAUCCAUUUGUUACCCAACAAAUAUUCUCUCUGAAAGAUGAAAACUAUAUCCCAAGGGAAAUUGACCAGGUGGCAGGAGACAAAGACACAGCAAUUGUCAUCACCAUUGGCCAGCACUUCAGACCUUUUCCCAUCAGCAUCUUCAUCCGCAGGGUUGUCAAUAUUAAAAAGGCCAUUGAACGUCUAUUCUUACGAAGCCCGGAGACCAAGGUGAUACUUAAAACUGAAAACACCAGAGAGGUACAUCAAAAUGCAGAGAUGUUUAGUGACUUUCAUGGCUAUGUCCAGAAUCUUAUCCUAAGGGAUAUCUUUGCGGAUCUUAAUGUGGGUAUUAUUGAUGCCUGGGACAUGACAGUUGCAUAUCUCACUAAUAAUGUGCACCCACCUGAUUAUGUUAUCGCAAAUCAGAUUGGCAUAUUCUUAAGCUACAUUUGCUAGAGGAAAAAUACAUUACCCAUUCUCAAUUAAUGAUUUCAUAUAUACUGCAAAAAUAGUUUAAUGUAAUUC
Fukomys damarensis (Damara mole-rat) is the source of this 4856-nucleotide messenger RNA. RefSeq names its product NXPE family member 2. Bases 3108 to 4787 code for a protein of 559 amino acids. The transcript has 8 exons. Lineage: Eukaryota; Metazoa; Chordata; Mammalia; Rodentia; Bathyergidae. The record is from RefSeq and is a predicted model, not a curated record.